AUGCAAAAUCAAUUAUUUAAACAAGAAACUCAAGAAUCAUCUAAUUCUUUAAAUUUCAAAGACAAAACUCAUUUUCUUAAACAACCUAUCUCUUCAAAAAAAAUUCGUAACACAAAAAACCUUUCCUUAAAGAAUGUUGAUCAAGCAAAUCAAUGUGUUAAAGGAAUUUCUACUAUUAUUUCACCAUUAUCAAAACCAUACUCAACUGAACAAAACCGAGAAAACAAGGGGUUUACAUCAACUAACAAUCAUACAUUGUUAAAUAUAAUUUUUGCGAAUAGAAUUUAUCCUCAAAACACUCAAAUACUAUUUGAAAACGAUUAUAAUUAUAAAAAAAAUUCUAAUACUUAUGAAAACAAGCCAGUAUGUAUAAUUGAACCAAAUCUUUGGCUUUUUGCGGAACCAGAAACUCAUAUUGCAAAAAAAUUUAAUGUUGUAAUCAAUGUUGCAAAAGAAGUAAAAAAUCCAUUUUUAUCUCAAACAUCUCUAGAGGAAAAUUGCCCUAAAGAAACAGAAAAUAUAUCAAGUGAAAGAAGGAUUUUUCAAAAAAAUCUAUUACCUAUAGAAAGUUCAAUUCUUCCACCUGUUAUAAUUAAUAACAUAGAAUAUCUUCAUGUAUUAUGGGAUCAUAAUGUCAGUACACUAUCUAUUGACUUACCACCUCUCAUAGAUUAUAUAACUAAGAAAUCUAUUCAAGAAAACAAAAAAGUUUUAAUUCAUUGUCAGUGUGGAAUUUCUCGGUCAGCAUCCUUAAUAAUUGCCUAUGUUAUGAAAUCCCUUGGCUUGAAUAUUGAUUCUGCUUAUUCUUAUGUUAAAGAUAAAUCUCCUUGGAUUGGACCCAAUAUGUCUUUAAUAUAUCAACUUUAUGAUUUCAACAAUUUCCUUUAUGGUAAAAAGAAAUCUUCUAGUAAUAAGAAACAAACUGGUCCUAAUAUUGAGAUAUCAUCAUCAAAUAAUUCCCGUAAAACAAUUAUAGAUAAAAAAGUAUAG
This is a messenger RNA of Pneumocystis murina B123, 990 nucleotides long. RefSeq lists its product as hypothetical. Gene Ontology annotation, molecular function: MAP kinase tyrosine/serine/threonine phosphatase activity; protein tyrosine/threonine phosphatase activity. The transcript is spliced from 3 exons. Gene Ontology annotation, cellular component: cytoplasm; cytosol; nucleus. The record is from RefSeq and is a predicted model, not a curated record. Bases 1 to 990 code for a protein of 329 amino acids. Gene Ontology annotation, biological process: negative regulation of MAPK cascade; protein dephosphorylation. Lineage: Eukaryota; Fungi; Ascomycota; Pneumocystomycetes; Pneumocystales; Pneumocystaceae.